This is a messenger RNA of Baudoinia panamericana UAMH 10762, 501 nucleotides long. RefSeq lists its product as uncharacterized. Gene Ontology annotation, molecular function: histone H4 acetyltransferase activity; protein N-terminal-serine acetyltransferase activity; histone H2A acetyltransferase activity. The annotation marks the transcript as partial. The record is from RefSeq and is a predicted model, not a curated record. The transcript has a single exon. Lineage: Eukaryota; Fungi; Ascomycota; Dothideomycetes; Mycosphaerellales; Teratosphaeriaceae. Gene Ontology annotation, cellular component: nucleus.
CUGUACGACAGGGAAAUAUCGGAAUGCUACGACCUUGUCUCCAUCACGAGCCAAGCAGACUACGAAGCCAGCGUCCAGGGCUGGCAUCCCACGCGCAAACAGCGCGAGAUGAAGGACAAAGAUAUGCGCUACCUCCUUGUUCGAACAGUUUCCUCUAAGGAAGACGUCGGCAUUGACCUCGACACCACAGUUGAUGGAUUUCUAAGCUUCAUGCUAACCCACGACUCUACUCCAGCAGUACCAGUGCUAUACAUCUAUGAGCUUCAUCUUGCAGGACAGCUUCGCAAGCUAGGCCUCGGAUCGCAUUUGCUGAGCUUAGCGGAGAACAUCGCGGAAAGAGUUGGCGUGAAGAAGGUCAUGUUGACCUGCUUCCUCAGUAACACGAAAGCGCAUACCUUCUAUCUCAAGCACGGGUACGCGAAGGAUGUCUCGUCUCCAGACGACCGGCGGACGAGGAACGGAAUCUCGAAGCCCGAUUACGUUAUCAUGAGUAAGACGGUU